Messenger RNA from Paramisgurnus dabryanus, 1694 nucleotides. NCBI's taxonomy places the organism in Eukaryota, Metazoa, Chordata, Actinopteri, Cypriniformes, Cobitidae. The record is from RefSeq and is a predicted model, not a curated record.
GUCACAUGACCGCAGCCGCCGCGCUGUAGUUUCAACGACAGCUGCCUGCCUGGGAGAACAGAGAGAGCGCGCAUCGCGACUGAAGCGCGAGAGGCGGCCGUGCCUUCAACGCUUCGCGUAAACUUUCCACAGCAUGGGAGACAAGAGAAGUCCUACAAGGCCGAAGCGGCAAGCGAAGCCCUCCUCCGACGACGGCUACUGGGACUGCAGCGUGUGCACGUUCAAGAACAGCGCCGAAGCGUUCAAAUGCAUGAUGUGCGAUGUCAGGAAAGGAACGUCAACGCGAAACAAGUGACCUCAUUUCGAUUCAGAAACCGUUCUGGGCCCUUGAUGAAAGCAGAAGGGACCUGGAAACUAAAGCCAGAGGGAUGCAAUGCAGAACUGCAGUGCUGGAUUUUAAGAGAAGGAAGCCUCGUCCCGUUUCCCAGCUGGUAGCCCAGCAAGUCCCACAGCAGUUUGCUUCACCCACACAGCCCAAGAAAGAAAAAAAGGAAAGGACUGAGAAAGACAAGAACGAGAAGGAGCCGAUGCUGAAAAAGAAUAGCCACAAGAAAAUGAGGCCCAGGUUAAAAAAUGUGGACCGGAGCAGCGCUCAGCAUCUGGAAGUGACAGUGGGAGAUCUGACGGUUAUCAUAACAGACUUUAAGGAGAAAACAAAACCCUCCUCCAGUUCUUCCUCUAUCGCGACAUCUGGAGACCACCACAGCCAGAGCGGAUCCAACUCGGAUAACACGGAAAAGGAGAUCUCCAGAUCUUCAUCCCCACGAGGAGAAGGCUCCUCGAUCAACGGGGAGUCUCACUAGGAAACCUAGGAUUAUGAACGCUACUUCCAGUGUCCUGCGCUCAAUAUAUACAUUUUAUCCUGGACAGACACAGGAGCGAAUUUAUGUAUGCCAAGACUUACGAAGACACAGACUUAACCCAGCAAUAUAAGCCAUUUCUCACUACUACCACAAUAAUACAUGAGAUUUCCCAGGAUACGGGUUGGCGAAAUUGUAGAUUUUGUAAGAAACUUUGAUGAUUACUGAACAAAUAGAAGAAAUCAAUUGAAAAUUUUUAAUUUCUGUAUAGCACCGACAUAAUGUAUUAGUAUUACGAAUCAGAUUAGUGUUGUUUGUUUGGAUUUAGACAUUGACGCGCGGCCUUCUCUUUACUUUUGUGGCAUAGUUUUGUAAUUUACAUCCCAAGAAUUAGGCUUGAAGCUGAAAAGGUUUUUGUGUUUAAAUGUGUCGAAUUAACUGGAACGUUUUUGCGAAUGAAUUUCCUUCGGCAUUAAUGCCGUUUCCGUUGCAGCGGUUGCAUAUUGUAACUUUAAUAUUCAUUAUAAGGCGAAGGUUAAGCCGCCUAAUAAUAACUGUGACCGAAACGAAACUUCCUUUAUUGAUUGUUUUUAGCACCAGCUGGUACUUGGUAUGGUUUUAAGCAAAGUUUGAUUAUCUGUUUUUGUUCAUUUCAUAUUUUCGUCACUUUUCACGGUAGAUCGCAUCACGUGUGCGGCUAGUUGUUCUACCAGCAUUGAUUUGUGUUCAAAUGUCUUGAUAUAAUUCUGUUCAUUCUAAAAAAAAAAAUUACAUUUAUGACUAAAAUUGUAAAAUGUAUUUGUAAGAUGUUGACUCAUUGCCUUUAUGACGAACGGUGGUAUAUAAAUAUAUUGCAGUAUAGGAAAUAUCUCUUAAUAAAAUUUAAGGUUUAGA